GGGGGUGGCCUCAGCCAUUGGCGGAGAGGUGGGAGGGGUGGGGCCCUCGGGAGCCGCUGCGGGUAUAGCUGAGCGGGCGUAGGCCACCGGCCCGCGGGAGAGGCACGCGGUGGGCUGCUGCAUUUCGGGCUGGCCAUGGCAGCGUCACCCCUGAAAGUGUGCAUCGUGGGCUCGGGAAACUGGGGUUCAGCUGUUGCAAAAAUCAUUGGUAAUAAUGUCAAGAAUCUUCACAAGUUUGCCUCCACGGUCAAGAUGUGGGUCUUUGAAGAAACAGUUAAUGGAAGAAAACUGACAGACAUCAUAAAUAAUGACCAUGAAAAUGUAAAAUAUCUCCCUGGACACAAGUUGCCAGAAAAUGUGGUUGCAGUCUCAAACCUCAGCGAGGCCGUGCAGGAUGCGGACCUGCUGGUGUUUGUCAUUCCCCACCAGUUCAUCCACAGAAUCUGCGACGAGAUCACCGGGCGAGUACCCAAGGAAGCCCUGGGAAUCACGUUGAUCAAGGGCAUAGAUGAGGGCCCGGAGGGGCUGAAACUCAUCUCCGACAUCAUCCGAGAGAAGAUGGGCAUUGACAUCAGUGUGCUGAUGGGAGCCAACAUUGCCAGCGAGGUGGCUGCUGAGAAGUUCUGUGAGACCACCAUUGGCAGCAAGGUAAUGAAGAAUGGCCUUCUCUUCAAAGAGCUUCUGCAGACUCCAAAUUUUCGAAUCACGGUGGUUGACGAUGCUGACACCGUGGAACUCUGUGGUGCGCUUAAGAACAUCGUAGCGGUGGGAGCCGGCUUCUGCGACGGCCUCCGCAGUGGAGACAACACCAAAGCGGCCGUCAUCCGCCUGGGGCUCAUGGAAAUGAUCGCCUUCGCCAGGAUCUUCUGCAAGGGUCAGGUGUCUACAGCCACCUUCCUGGAGAGCUGCGGCGUGGCCGACCUGAUCACCACCUGCUACGGGGGCCGGAACCGCAGGGUGGCCGAGGCGUUUGCCAAGACUGGAAAGACCAUUGAAGAGUUGGAGAAGGAGAUGCUGAAUGGGCAGAAGCUCCAGGGACCUCAGACGUCUGCUGAAGUGUACCGCAUCCUGAAACAGAAGGGGCUGAUCGACAAGUUUCCAUUGUUUACUGCCGUAUAUCAGAUCUGCUAUGAAGGCAGACCCGUUCAAGAGAUGCUGUCUUGUCUCCAGAGCCAUCCUGAGCAUAUAUAAAGUGGAUCAUGCAACAAGUCCAGCAAAGUUCUGCCUUUCCAAUCACUCUUUGGGGUUCAAAUGGAAACUGGGACUUGGCAACAAGAUAUUUGCUUGACUGUCAUCCCAUCAUGGAUGUAUAUGAAUUUUUACAGGUUUGUUGUUGAACUGCGAGAGCAGUUCAUUGGCUAAGAUGUACUGGCAACAACUAGACACCCACAUGUGGAUGUGUGAAUGUGUGUUCAUUUCUCAUUCUAUGGAUGUUUCUAUGAACCAAAAUUAAACGUCCUUUUUAAAGAUUACUUUUGAAAUUUUCCCACUGUGGUAGCUUAUAAGAUUGGAACAAUCUCAGCUAAAUUUUUUAGAUCUAAUUCGUAUGUAUUUGAGUGAAGGAAUUUCUUUUUUCUCAUGAUGUUACAAUUUAACCAGCAUUAAUAACAUGGUAGAAUGGAAGAAUGAGUGUGUCCAAAGAUCAACAUACUGUAACUUUUAAACACUGUCUCAAAGCCAGCAUAAUUAACUACUUCGAUCGAGAGUUGAUCUCUUUUUUUUAACAAUUAGUUAUUUUUAAUUAGGUAAAUAACUUGAAUUUCCUCUCACUGCAGUUUUCUGCAUUUUUAGCCUCUUUGCUCUUCAUUAGCUGCCAGAAUGUGCUUUCAUAAAGGCGAAGCAGUGGCAGAAGACAGAAAACUCAUCUGGAAUUUUCCUGCUGUGACUGGCAUCUUUUCAUUAAUGACGCUUGUAUGAUGCUUUUUAUUAGGCAGUACUUUUGUGCAAACAUUUCCUUUAAGCAUCACAGGUUCCCUGAGAAGGGGCUGCCACUAUUCCUCUAUUAAGAUGCAGUCACUGCCUGCUCACCAGGUGAGGAAGGACAGAGCCAGGAGUCAAGUCUCGUGCUCCUCCAUCCCACCAAGGGGCCCCGAGACCUUCGCAGAUGUCACUGGGGUGAUUUGUCCUCCAGCUAAUUCGUUGUGGCACAUGCCAUAUGCAAUCUUUCUUGAGGCCAUAGGAGGGCUUCCUGCAGCUGAGAUUUGUGUGGGGCGUUGUCUAGAUGGACACCACUCAAUGUGUGGUCCUCACUCCAUCAGCUUCACUCGGAGUCUCUUAGCAAUGCAGGUUCCCGGCUCCCAGGCAGACCUCUGAAAUGGGGUCUGGUAUUUGUGCUUUAACAUGCCUUCCAUUUGUUUCUGAUCCUCACUACAAUUCUAGAAUCACUACUUUAGAAAAUUUAGAUUGGCAUUUCUCAAACCAUGUUCCAUAGGAAACUAGUGUCCUGGGAUCUAGUGGUGGUUCCGGUGUAGUUUGGGAAAAGCUGCAUCUCCAUACCCCUCGUAAAUGUGUAGAAUGUAUGUUUGUAUGUUGGUGGAACCUAGUAGGUUUAUUUAACCUAGCUAGUCCCAAACAUAUUAGAUUAUGGAGACUUCUUUUGGCAAGGAAACUUGCCGAAGUUUCCAGGGGACACUGUUCUAGGCUGAGGUGACCUUAGGACAGCUUAUACCCUUCACUUCCUGUAAGAAAUUAGGAUGAAUAACUACCUGUGGUCGUGUUAGGUCUGAGCUUUUACAAUUCAGGUCUGCCAUGAAACUUUGAUGAAGCUUUAAGGUGACACCGACAAGUACAACCCAGUAGGUGUUAACCUCGCUGAAACGCACAUUAUGUGGAAUAAGAGCUUUUACUUCUAGAAUUAGAAUGGGAAUUACUGUAUCUUCUUAAAUGAGAUGGGUUUCGGGAUAGCUUUACAAUUACCUUACAUAGCACUUGAUAAAAUGUUAAGGGAACUUAUGAAUGUCACAUAUAUAUUCAUGGAUUUUUCGGUCACUUUGUGAGAUUUUGACCUUUUUUAUUUUCCAGUUUGGGACUUUUUUCCUUCUACAUCUGAAAUGAUUAUAGAAUCGAUUUUUGUGGAAUUUUAAAAAUUCUGUCCAAAACAUUUGAGGAGCAUUGUAAAGCCCCAUCCACAGAAGUAUAUGAAAGCACACAAAAUGCUACAAGUUUCAUUGAUUUUCGUGCCACUAUUAAGUUAAUCAAUUUUGCUUGUCUUGUGAUUAAUCUUUUUAAAAGUUUGUACAUAGGUGACAAAGUGUUACUUUUUAAGCUGCAUAGGGGCGGUAAGCUAAUUGUGGUGUCUAUUAAGUAGGAUAAUCAGAUGUGAGGAAUUAGGAUUUAAUGUCUUUUAUGUCCUCUCAUCGGUAUUCAGCGUCCUGCUCUGGGUUUUGUACUUGAGUGUUUUUUCUGUACAAAUGCUCUUACCACUCUGAAGUCUGCUGACUGUACCUCUUGAACAUACUUAUGAUAUUCUGCACAUAAUGGAAAAAGGCAAAUUUUGUAAGUUUGUGCUCUGCUAACUAUAGAUAUUUAUUACUCUAUGAGUUUUCUAUUUUUAUAACCACCUGUGGUCUUAUCAUCUAUUUUAAUUCACAUUUCUUACUAAUUAUGGUGGUGGGGAGGGAGACAUCCAGAAGAGAAGCUUAAUUUAUACUAUUUCAGCCAAUCUGUGAAUGUAAACAACUACACUGUUGCCUUGCUAUAAUCUAAUCUACUAUAAUGUGGAACAAAGAAAUAAAUAUCAAUCUUGAAACCCAUCCAGCAGGAGGAGUUGAGCUAAACUCCUUCUGGUUUUUCAUUUAACUCUUUUUUUUUUUCCCAUCCAUCUCUUUAACUAUGACAUGGCCCCAUGGCGUCGGCCUAAAGAGUAGUAAGGUACCAGUGUACAAAGUGAUCUGUAGUUUUUCCAUUAGUUCUAAACUAAGAGCCUUUGACUUCCAUGUAUACUGUAUUUGUUUACAGACUAUAGGUGGAUAUAAUUUAAGAGCUUGGUUUAAUAAACACUUAACCCC
Molecule: messenger RNA, 4007 nt
Organism: Rhinolophus ferrumequinum (greater horseshoe bat)
Lineage: Eukaryota; Metazoa; Chordata; Mammalia; Chiroptera; Rhinolophidae
Gene: GPD1L
Product: glycerol-3-phosphate dehydrogenase 1 like
Exons: 8
Coding region: 136-1191 (351 amino acids)
Biological process (GO): carbohydrate metabolic process; glycerol-3-phosphate catabolic process
Cellular component (GO): glycerol-3-phosphate dehydrogenase (FAD) complex; cytosol
Molecular function (GO): NAD binding; glycerol-3-phosphate dehydrogenase [NAD(P)+] activity; protein homodimerization activity
Source: RefSeq, a predicted model, not a curated record